This is a messenger RNA of Neltuma alba, 1253 nucleotides long. Its product is annotated as protein MIZU-KUSSEI 1-like. The record is from RefSeq and is a predicted model, not a curated record. The transcript has a single exon. Gene Ontology annotation, biological process: hydrotropism. Bases 242 to 1033 code for a protein of 263 amino acids. NCBI's taxonomy places the organism in Eukaryota, Viridiplantae, Streptophyta, Magnoliopsida, Fabales, Fabaceae.
AAAUCUGCAAAUCCUUGUACGCCCUACAGUGCAGUAGUUGAGUCUGAUCAUCUCCCGCCUGUCACCCUCUCCUGUCUGUCCUUCACCCUCUCAUCUCCUGACACCUUUCUUUUCCACCUUCCUACAUAUCUAUCUCUAUAUAUAUAUAUAACCCAUCCUUCCCAGCAACAUAACACCCUGUCACAGAACCAGCACAUUCGCCUGUCUUUAUGUUCAUGCUCGUUCAUACUCACUUUCCCCCAUGAGUGUAAUUACCGCCAAAUCCUCCCACGACUCUUCCUUCUCCUUCUCCAGAAGAUUCCUCCACUGGAAAAAGUACGCCGGCGAAGACGACGACGAUGACGAAAACUUAAACACAACCACCACCACCUCUUCUUCCUCACAUUCCACGGAGAAGCACGAUCAAAUCCCAAAGAAAUCCCGUCCCAUUUUCAAGUUCAAGUCGGUUCUUCCUCUCACUUUCUUCUCCAAGACCCGCUCUCUAUGCCACCCGGGCCCCGGCACCACCCGGACCCUCAUCGGCACCCUCUUCGGCCGCCGUCGUGGUCAUGUGCAUCUUGCAUUCCAAUGGAACCCCAAGUCAAGCCCCUGCUUCCUGAUCGAGUUAGCCACACCCACCAGCGUGUUGAUCCGGGAGAUGGCUUCUGGGUUGGUCCGAAUCGCCUUGGAAUGCGAGAAGAAGGCGGCGGCGACUGUGGAACUGCUGGAGGAGCCUCGUUGGAGAGCUUACUGCAACGGCAGGAAAUGCGGAAACGCUAAUAAUAAGAGAGAAUGUGGGGAAGAGGAGUGGAAGGUCCUGAAGGUGGUUGAGCCCAUGACAAUGGGCGCCGGAGUUUUGCCGGCGGCGGCGGGGAGUGUGAAAGGGAAUGAGGCAGGUGGGUCCGAAGGGGAGCUCAUGUAUAUGAGAGCCAAGUUCGAGAGGGUGGUGGGGUCCAAAGACUCCGAAGCCUUCUACAUGAUGAAUCCUGAUCAUCAUCAGGCCAACAAUAAUGGUGGAAGCCCUGAGCUCAGCAUUUAUCUUCUCAGAGUUUAACUAUAUGGAUCAGCCAUUGUUGUAUAAUUUAUCUUCUGAAGCUUUUGAUUAAUCUUGAUUAAUACAAUAUGUUGCCACCAUGAUAUUCGGGACUGAUCGGGAUUUGGGAAUGAACUCAUUUCAGUUCCAUGUUUUGGUUCUUGUGCGUUGAAAAUUGCAGUUGAUGAUGAUGUGAAUGCAGAAGAUGACGGAGGAGAUUAUGAAUAUUCAUGUUUUCUUU